This is a messenger RNA of Pyricularia grisea, 237 nucleotides long. RefSeq lists its product as uncharacterized. Bases 1 to 237 code for a protein of 78 amino acids. NCBI's taxonomy places the organism in Eukaryota, Fungi, Ascomycota, Sordariomycetes, Magnaporthales, Pyriculariaceae. The transcript has 2 exons. The record is from RefSeq and is a predicted model, not a curated record.
AUGAGCUCCAACAGGUCACAGGCUCAAACUGGAGCAUACAGCUCUCUUACCGCAGGAGCCGCUGCGAACCUGCCAUUCACUUCAAACCUCACGCACUACCUGCGCCAAGAUCAAAACUUUGAACGAAUCCCUCUGGGGUUGCCCACCAGUCGCCCGGCCGGAAGUAGCUACACGGGACAAGCUGGUUACUCAAACCGGACGUCAACGAGGAGCGGGAACAAUGGAUCUAGAAUUUAA